AUGGAAACUAAAACUGCAGAAUUCAAUAAUAUAGGUUUACUGCAAAGAGAACAACUACAAAUUUUAGAGAAAAAAAUUGAAACUGAUGAUUCUGCACAACAGAAUAUCAAGGAGCUUCAUAAUAAAAUCAUAGAGUUAGAAAAAGAUAUUGAAGCUAAAGUCAAUGUUUAUGAAGAAAAGUUAAAUGUUUUAGAUAGCAAAGCUAAGGAAAUGACAAAAAAAGAUAGAGAUGAACUAAAACGGGAAAGAAAUGAUCUGGUGAAAAGAAUUGAAAAUUUGGAAUUAGACCUCAAAAGUGCAGAUCAACUUAGAAGCAAAAAUAAUGAUACUUUGGAAAAAGUUAUAUUAGAAAGAGAUAAUGUUAUUCGGAUGUUAUCUGAAAAAGAAUCCAUAGUUGCAAGUCUGAAAGAAGAUUUAGAAAGACUAAAGCAACAAGCAACACCAGUGUCUGAAUUGCCUAAUGAUGACAUGUCGACAUCAACUAUUUCUAAAGCUGACGAGCAUUCUAGAAUGAAGGACUUAGAUGAAACAUUUGAAGACAAAUAUACAAAAUUAAGAAUUUUUGCUUUGAAACUUAAGAAAAAGUUAAAUGAAGUUACAAUACAGUUGCAAAAUGCAGAACAAGAAAAAAUGCAGCUCCAAAAGUUGCUAGAUAAAAAUGAAAUUAGUAACUACAGUAACUCAAGUUCUGUGAAUAAUAUUGAUGUUACUGAUAACUGCGAUAAAGAUAAAACCACUGAAAAUCAUACUGAAGUUGUGGAACUGCAAGAAAAGCUUAAAUCAUUAACAAAUGCUCUUGAAACUUCCGAAAAGUCUGUUGCUAAAUUGGGAAGUUUAGAGGCGGAAUUACAUAUUAAAAACCAACAGUUAAUUUCUGAAAAAGAACUACACAAGGCCACUAAAGAGCAAUUAGAUAAAGCCCUCAAAGAUGUAAAGAAGAAAAAUGUGCUCAGUCUUGAAAUGGAAGAUUACGAAAGGUCUAUGAAGGAACUCACUGUAAAAAUGGAAGAAAAUAAGAAAAAGAUUGUGCAAAUGGAAUCUACAAUUGACACCCAGGAGGGUACAAUUACUGCUAUGAAAACACAAAUAAAAUUACUAGAAGAACAAAUCAAAACCGAAGAAACUCAAAAUAGGUUAUUAAAAGAAGAAUUACAUCAUAUCACUGAGGAAGGUAAAGAAAAAGACAAUGUAAUUAAUUCUAAGCAAGAUAUUAUAUUAAAAUUAAUGCAAGAUCUUGAAGCUGAGAAAAGGAAAACUGAGGAUUCCGAAUUGGAGAUGACAUCAUUAUUAAGUGAAAAAGAAAAAGUGAUUAUGGCCUUAGGAGAGGAAAAAACAGAAUUGAAUAACAAAAUGAAGAGAUUAGAGUUCAAAUUUGCUGAUAUUAAUGAAAAAUUGAGGAUCACAAAUAUUGAACUAGCCGAUCUUAAGACUGAGUACACUAGUUACAAGGUUAGAGCCCAAGCAGUGUUACGACAGAACCAAACCGUUGAUCACAGCCAAGAAGAGCAGCUUAAAGAAGAGGCGGCUGCACUCGCGGCUCAAUUAGAAAAUCUUAAAGUAAAAUUAGCAACGUUACAAGAACAAUUCGAGGAGCAGCGUAUGGAACUGGAGGCGUCCCGAAAGCGCGCAAACGAGGCUACGAGCGAAUCCGCGCGCGCCCACCAGCGAACCACUCGCCUGCAGGCAGACCUCACUCGUCUGGCGCAGCAGCUGGAGUCGGAGAGGUCGCAGCACAAGUUGCAGGUUUCAACAUUAACUCAGUGCUAUAAAGCCCAAAUAAGCGAGUUAGAGGCUAAACUACAGAAAGAGACAGAGACACUAAAGGCUCAACUCUCAGCUGCUCAGGAUAGUAUAAAGGCGGGCAAAGCUGAUCGUAAUUUAGACAAGUCAUAUACGCUGCCUGUAAUACCUAAGGAUGAGAAUAGCGACGGCGAAAUGGAUAUUAAUGUAUCGUUAAUACCCAGGGAGGAGGGCGAGGGUUCGGAAUCAGCGCCUUCCCCUCCAUUAUCGAAACCCUAUCUGACGAACGUAGGCGGGAGGCGCUCUCCCGUGCCGUUGGAGAGGCUGCUAGAAGAGGGCGUCUCCGAAGACGAUGCAUUGGAAACGUCGUCUCUCUCCCUCACACCAGAGCAGGAAAUAGCCGAGCUGAGACGAAAAGUGCAAGGGCAACAGCAAAGAGUGAAACACGUGACUCUGCUGCUGGCGGAGUCGGAGCGCGAGUGCGCACGGAUGGCGCAGUUGAGCGAGCUGCUCAAGUCCGAGCUGAGGCGGGUGCGCGGCGCAACCGCUCACGCGCACAACACGGAAUACAUGAAGAACGUCACGUUCAAGUUUCUUACUCUACCACCGGGCGACGAACGAACUCGUCUGAUUCCCGUUCUCCAGAAGAUUUUGACCCUGUCUCCGGAGGAAACACAAAAGAUGCAGGCGAUUGCAAGAGGCCAAGAUCCAAGUUCAACUAAAGGCUGGGGAAGUUAUCUGCCAUGGCCCGGAAGCAAG
Iphiclides podalirius (scarce swallowtail) is the source of this 2499-nucleotide messenger RNA. Lineage: Eukaryota; Metazoa; Arthropoda; Insecta; Lepidoptera; Papilionidae. The record is from the annotation of a GenBank genome assembly.